GAGCGGCAGCUUGGGAGGAAGUAGGUGGGAGCAGUCGGGAAGCUUUGUUGAGGUAGCCAAGGGGAAGGAAGGCAUUUUACUAUUGUGAAGGACCGAGUUGGAAGCAAGAGAGCGGAAGGAGCAAGACAGAAGCCAAGGAAGCAAGAUAUGUCGGAGGAGAACAGCAUUCCCGACAACCCGGAGAAUGUGGUCAUGUACCUGCUCCGUCGCAGCAUUUCCAACGUUCUGGCCAGUGACGGACAGACCUCGCUUCAUGUCUCUCCACCUCGUCGUGAACUCGCUCGUCGUGUUGAACUUGAUCUUGGUCUUCCUCAAGGUACUCUUGAUACCAUACAUAUGGGUUUGGUUCUGGAUCAGGUACUGGUCAAGGCUGGUCUCGCUUGCGCCCCGGAAUGGGAUCUGCCUCGCAGGACCCUCAUGGAGGGCCCGCUGUCUGUUCGGGAUGAGAAUCAGUUUGCCUUUACCGAGUACUGGUUUGUCCUGGAGCUUGGUGGCUCGUAUGGCUCGGGCGCUCUCAACUACUACGCAACCAUGGGCAAGGAGCGCCUGGUUACUUCGCUUGACUUGGCCCGCUACUAUGUCGAUCACAUCGGCUUGCGCGAACGCAAGGCUCUCGGUGGAUCGUCCAAGGACGACGUCAUGUUCAAGCUCUGCUCAGAUGCAGACGUCCCGCCACCGACCAUCUACUUUCAAGCUGCGAGUCCCGAGUUCAAAUGGCAGUGGAUGUCCUCGCUCGCCACUGCAAACUCGCCGUCGACCCUGGCGGUGGCCAAGACCCAGGGCGUCGCCACCUCGGGCUCGGUCAUCUCGGGCCCGACCGACUUUAAGAAGUUGACGCCCGACGUGGCGCCGGCGACGGCGGCGGAACCAGCGCCGGCAGUGCCGCCGCGGUCACCGGCCUCAACGAUCCAACCAGACACGCCGCAUCAGCCGUCGGGCGGCGAGGCCGAUUUUCCAGACAUGGGCCGGUCGCCGCUCCCGCCGCUUCCACCGCAGCCGGCCAGUGCCGGCAACCCGUUUGACACUCCGGGCGGUAGCGAGGCUACCGCGAACUUGCCUGCCGAGCUCAAUCCGUUUGACGAGGCGCCGUCGUCGCGGGCCAAGCCGCUGCCGUCCAAGCCACUGCCGUCUCCGGCCCCGUCGCCCAAGUCGGCCAAGCCGCCGCGGCUGCCGGCCAAGCCGCUGCCGUCGCCAGAGUCAUCGCCAAAGACGGGCAAGCCGCCCCGGCUGCCGACCAAGCCCGGCGAUGCGUCGCCGAUGCGACGCAAGCCGCCGACAACCAAGCCACGACCGGGAAAGCCGCACGUCGCGCCACGGCCAAGCAAGCCGCGUCCGCCGCCGCCGACGGCCAAGCAGCCGGGCAAGCCGCCGGCCCGGGGCGAGUCGGCACCUGAGGGGGGGCGGGUUGCCAAGCCGCGACGGAAGGCGCCAGCGGCGCCCAAGCCCGGCGGCGACUACGUGGCCGACAUCCGCGAGGGUCAUGCAUGGCUGGCGUCAAAGGUUGCGGCUGGCGCCCUGCCGGCGUCAGAGCAGCUCGUCCCGCAGCUGAAGAAGAUGCUGAUGGCGGUCAAGGCGCUGCAGGACGCGCCGAGCUCGCGGUUCUCGGAGGAGGAGAAAAAGAUCUUGUCUGCCCACGCCGGCGACAUGAUCCGCGCGUCCAAGGCCAUCACGUCUGACAACUACGCGGCGCCGCUCAAGGCCAUGCUCGACGCGGCGGCGUGCCUGCUUGACUCGGCAACAAGGUAAAUGCAGCCACAUCGCC
Messenger RNA from Thecamonas trahens ATCC 50062, 1762 nucleotides. RefSeq lists its product as uncharacterized. The coding region runs from base 148 to 1746 and encodes 532 amino acids. The record is from RefSeq and is a predicted model, not a curated record. NCBI's taxonomy places the organism in Eukaryota, Apusomonadida, Apusomonadidae. The transcript has a single exon.